This is a messenger RNA of Malus domestica (apple), 610 nucleotides long. Its product is annotated as probable small nuclear ribonucleoprotein F. Gene Ontology annotation, biological process: spliceosomal snRNP assembly; mRNA splicing, via spliceosome. Gene Ontology annotation, cellular component: U1 snRNP; pICln-Sm protein complex; catalytic step 2 spliceosome. The record is from RefSeq and is a predicted model, not a curated record. NCBI's taxonomy places the organism in Eukaryota, Viridiplantae, Streptophyta, Magnoliopsida, Rosales, Rosaceae. Gene Ontology annotation, molecular function: RNA binding.
CAAAAACGUGAACAAAACCCUAACACUUUCUCGUCAAGCUCGACUCUACCACUGAAGCCCCUCCUCUCUCUCUGUCUCCAAUGGCUACAAUACCAGUUAACCCGAAGCCGUUCCUGAAUAAUCUGACUGGUAAGACUGUCAUUGUGAAACUUAAAUGGGGAAUGGAGUACAAAGGUUUUCUUGUCUCGACAGAUGCCUAUAUGAACUUGCAGUUGGCAAACACUGAAGAAUAUAUUGAUGGACAAUCUACUGGAAACCUUGGAGAGAUUUUGAUCAGAUGCAAUAAUGUUCUGUAUCUUCGUGGGGUACCAGAGGAUGAAGAAAUUGAAGAUGCUGAACGGGAAUGAGAUGUGGACUUUGCAGCAGUGAUCUUGCUUGAAAAACAGUACUCGAGGAACCAGUAUUUUAUCUCUACUUACGCUGUUGCAUUUCUUGUUUUAACCUGGAGUGGUUGGGUUGUAUUUGUAUUGUAUGUUAAAUCGACAUGCCCGUGCUAUUUAAAAGGUUUGUAGCUGACAAAUGGUUCUCAAACUUGAAUGCGACUGUAACAAACCAUAUGAUUUGAAAUGAAACCAUUUUAGUUAUUCACUGCGACAAAAUUGGCGCAUAA